This is a messenger RNA of Pteropus alecto (black flying fox), 2511 nucleotides long. RefSeq names its product galactose mutarotase (gene GALM). Gene Ontology annotation, biological process: beta-D-galactose catabolic process via UDP-galactose, Leloir pathway; glucose metabolic process. The transcript has 7 exons. Gene Ontology annotation, molecular function: carbohydrate binding; aldose 1-epimerase activity. NCBI's taxonomy places the organism in Eukaryota, Metazoa, Chordata, Mammalia, Chiroptera, Pteropodidae. Bases 247 to 1275 code for a protein of 342 amino acids. The record is from RefSeq and is a predicted model, not a curated record.
UUAGCAACGGGGAAAAAAACUGCAAGCCUGGCUGGAAAGUUUGCCUUCAGGUUACCCUCGGGUAAAGGAAUGACUUAGAAACGCCCCAGAGGAUAAAUUCUGCAGGAGUGGUCACUCCCUAAAUCCAGGCAAGGAAGAGGAGGAGUCUGAGCUGUUUCCCGCCCCUUCUCCAGUAAACUCCUGUCGUUCUUGUUUGGCUCAGGAGUUCGAAAAGCCAGAAGUAGCAGCACACCCUGAGCUUUCCCCAUGGUUUCGGUGACCAGAGCCGUGUUUGGAGACCUGCCCUUAGGGGCAGGGACAGUGGAGAAGUUCCAGCUGCAGUCAGACCUGCUGAGAGUGGACAUCAUCUCCUGGGGCUGCACUAUCACAGCUCUGGAAGUCAAGGACAGGCAGGGCAGAUCCUCAGAUGUGGUCCUCGGCUUUGCUGAGUUGGAAGGGUAUCUCCAGAAGCAGCCCUACUUUGGAGCAGUGGUUGGCAGGGUAGCCAACCGAAUUGCCAAAGGGACGUUCAUGCUGGACGGGAAGGAGUAUAAGCUGGCUGUUAAUAACGGGCCCAACAGUCUGCAUGGAGGACUAAGAGGGUUUGAUAAGGUCCUCUGGACCCCUCGGGUGUUGUCAAAUGGCGUCCAGUUCUCGCGGGUCAGUCCAGAUGGUGAGGAAGGUUACCCUGGGGAGUUAAAAGUCUGGGUGACAUACACCCUGGAUGGUGGGGAGCUCACAGUCAACUACCGCGCACAGGCCAGUCAGACCACACCAGUCAAUCUCACCAACCAUUCUUACUUCAACCUGGCAGGCCAGGGUUCCCCGAAUAUAUAUGACCAUGAAGUCACUAUAGAAGCUGAUGCUUUUUUGCCUGUGGAUGAGACCCUGAUUCCUACAGGAGAAGUUGCACCAGUGCAAGGAACUGCAUUCGACCUGAGGAAGCCAGUGGAGCUUGGAAAACACCUGCAGGAGUUCCACAUCAAUGGCUUUGACCACAAUUUCUGUCUGAUGAGAUCUAAGGAAAAGCAUUUUUGUGCACGGGUCCAUCACGCUGGAAGUGGGCGGGUACUGGAAGUGUACACCACCCAGCCCGGCGUCCAGUUUUACACAGGCAACUCCCUGGACGGCUCACUGAAGGGCAAGAGUGGAGCCGUCUAUCCCAAGCACUCCGGUUUCUGCCUCGAGACCCAGAACUGGCCUGAUGCAGUCAAUCAGCCCCACUUCCCUCCUGUGCUGCUGAGGCCUGGUGAGGAGUAUGAUCACACCACUUGGUUCAAGUUUUCUGUGGCUUAAGGAAGGGUGAAGACAUGACCUGCUCCAGGGCCAGGCAGAGAGCCUCUUCAGCAGCCUGUCUCCUGUUUAGAAAUGAGAUGAAGAUAAUCAGUCUGAAUAUUGAUUUCCUUUUCCAAUGACUGGCUCUAGGUCUAAUGACCAGCUCUAUUCUCUGUGUAAUUAAGAGGACCUAACCACUGAUGUCAUCGUCUAACCCCAGCCCAAAAAUGUUUUCUAGGCCCCUUGUGUUAUGUUGGCUCCAUCUCUCCACACUGCCUCUUUCUUUUCUACUUUUCACCCCUCUGUUCUUUGAGUUGUUUUUAUAAUAAGCCAAGUCUAAAGUACCCCAAGGAGAUUCCUUUUCUUUUCCCUCUUCCUCUACCUCAAACCAUGCCAGCAGAUGGACCUCACUGCCUUGACAAGGCAGAUGAUUGAGAAGUGAGGGAGUUGAGGCUUAAAGAGGGUAAAUGACCCACCUAAAGGCACACAGCUAGGAAAAAUUUUAUCCAGGACUUGAGGUCAGUUCGUGUGACUUCGAGUCCUCUUUGCUUCUUCUUCCGUCUGCCAGAGCGUUCCUAGGGUUACUCAUGGGCAAAGGGAGGCUGACCCUUACCUGUUAGAGCCAUCCUUUCUUCCCAGAUUUACUUUUAUAAAAAGCAUUAGUCUGAAUUUGAGUUUAACUGUCUAUGAGCCUGAGAAGUGGUAUGACUUAAAAUACAAGGACCAAAAAAAAAGUGCAAGGACACCAUAUUUAGAAAGAAUCUGUCAUUUCGACUCUUUGCCUUUGGAGUUAACUAAGAAAAUCCAGCCUAGCCAAGGCACGGAAGAACGAAUGCCACUGGAGACAGGAGCUGCAUCAAUGUGAGGAGAGGGCCCACCUGAGGAUCACAUAUUGCACCAGGAGCAGAUGUUGUGUUACGUAGAUGAGGCUGGGGCUCCCUCUUUCCCUUGAAUCAUCAAUGAUGGGUUAAUGUUGUAGAAUUUUAAAGAAAUGUACCUUAAAUUACAUACUAGCAAUCAGCUGAAAUAAAAAUAUUCUUGCUCCUUCAGAAGACUCCUAGUUUCUUCACUCAUCUUUAAACCUGUCAGGCAUGGACCUUUGGUCCACUUGGACCAAGUCUAUGGUAUGUUCUAGAUUCUACUAUGCUCUCCAAUAUGAGCCCCAGCAUAUUCCUAGAGGAAAGCUACCUGACAACCUAUUGUGCUUCCCUUACUUCCUCUUUCUUAGCAACAAAAAUAAACCAUUUUUAAAAUUCA